Eurytemora carolleeae is the source of this 625-nucleotide messenger RNA. RefSeq lists its product as uncharacterized. The transcript is spliced from 6 exons. NCBI's taxonomy places the organism in Eukaryota, Metazoa, Arthropoda, Copepoda, Calanoida, Temoridae. Gene Ontology annotation, cellular component: ribonuclease H2 complex. Gene Ontology annotation, biological process: RNA catabolic process. The coding region runs from base 16 to 414 and encodes 132 amino acids. The record is from RefSeq and is a predicted model, not a curated record.
UUAAGUUUUCAGAAAAUGACGUCACUUAAAAUGGACGAAAAUGUUCUGAAGAAUCCUCUUCCGGAAGGUUCUGUUCAGUUUCUGCCCUUUAGUAUAAAGUUUAACGGAGAAACUCAGAUCAGUGAGAGGUUUAGCUCCCAGACUCAACAUAGUAAACAAAAACAAUGUUUAGUCAAUACUUUCCGUGGAUAUCCGCUUGAAGGAGAAGUGCUCCAGGCUCCAGCUGGAUACACAGGAGUAGUCCUGGAUACUGGGAGACAAGGUUUAACAGAGGAAAAGAGUAAUAUCAGAGUUGUUGGUUCCUUCCCCUCCUUUACUUACUGGAACUAUGACAAGGUACCUGGAGAAACAGAUAACUACAGACAGGCCGUGCAGUGGAUAAAGGUUGCCGAGGCUCUACAUGAAUCUGACUAGGGACCAGGAACUAGGGAUUAGAGAGAAGGAAAAUAAACUGAACCAACCUCAAGACGCGGCAUUUUUUGUACCUGAAGAUAAUAAUUUAUAUUCAUCCCUGUCCUGUUUUACAAAUAUUCAUCCUUGUCCUUUUUUACAAAUAUUCAUCCUUGUCCUUUUUAUUACAAAUAUUCAUCCUUGUCCUGUUUUACAACUAUUUUAAACUUCAGAA